AUGCUCUCCUCAGUCUCAACAUUGGCCCUAGGGGUCUUGACCCUGUGCCUGCUCAGCUCAGCAGCGCCGACCACACAAGGAAGAUGCACCGAAGAGAACACUAUGGUCCGCAAGGAAUGGUCCAACCUCAGCCCAGCCGAGCGUAUCGCCUACACCGACGCCGUAACCUGCCUGCAGAACGCCCCAUCCAGACUUAACAACAGCCUGUACCCCGGUGCUCGUAACCGCUACGCUGACUUCAUCGCCGCCCACAUCAACUACACCUUCAUCGUCCACCUCGACGCCAUCUUCCUCCCAUGGCACCGCGGCUACGUCUGGCUGUACGAGUCUGCUCUGCGCACCGAGUGCAACUAUACCGGCACUCAACCCUACUGGGAUUGGCCCGCCUACGUUUCGCAGCCAGGCGGUCUCGCCAACUCUACCAUCUUCAACGGUGCCCCAGACUCCCUCGGCAGUGACGGCCGUGCCAACGACAGCUGCGUAUACAAAGGCCCAUUCUCCUCCUACAUCGCCCCUUUUCCCUCCUUCCCACAGAGCAUUAUCACCGACAACAUCGCCAACAACGGCAGCGGUACAAUCCCCUCCUGGUCCUUUGACUACUCCCCAACCUGCUUCCAGCGUGGGCUCAACGACACCGCACUCCGUGUGAACAACAACGCAAGCUGCAUUGCAACCCUCCUAUCCGAGCCAUCCAUUGGCGACUUCCAAAACUACCUCUCAACCCCUGAGGGCGAUGCCCACUUUGGUCCCCACGGUGGCGGACACGUCGCCAUGGGCGGCAACGGUGCGGAUCUGUUCACCAGUCCCACAGACCCCGUGUUCUUCUUGCACCACGCCCAAGUCGACCGCAUGUGGACGCUCUGGCAGGCGCGCGACCCGGCGGCGCGGCAGUACGCGCUGAAUGGGACGCAGACGCUCGAGAAUGUGCCGCCUUCGCCGGAGCUGACCCUCGACGACCAGAUUACCUUUGGCCCGCUGGGGAAGAACUAUACGACGCGCGAGCUGAUGGAUGUUGCUGGUGGGCCGUUUUGUUAUCGGUAUGAGUAG
This is a messenger RNA of Aspergillus tubingensis, 1047 nucleotides long. Its product is annotated as tyrosinase family protein. The record is from RefSeq and is a predicted model, not a curated record. Gene Ontology annotation, molecular function: oxidoreductase activity. Bases 1 to 1047 code for a protein of 348 amino acids. Lineage: Eukaryota; Fungi; Ascomycota; Eurotiomycetes; Eurotiales; Aspergillaceae. The transcript is spliced from 3 exons.